GCGCGUGUGGAGAAAAGCCGCCGAGCUAGAGAGCGGGCCCGGGCGGCGCCGGAGUGGACUCUGGUCCCGGGAGCGCGAUCGGCGCCGGAACGCGGACCCGGAGGCACCGGAAUGCAAACAAAGCUCGCGGGCGCCCGUGCAGGGCUCUCGACGGAGCCCGGAAAGUUUGUUUUAUGAUGGCUUGAGAGCGCGAGUGAGUCGGACGAGGAGGAUCGAGUGGCUCGCUCCCGCGCUCGGAGAGAUGCUUGUCCCGUGAGCCCGCCGCGCCGGGGGCUCGUGCUGUGGGGGCACCUGUCUCUCGUUUCAGCAGUUUAUUUGAUUUUUUUUUUUUUUCCUUUUGAGGAGGGGCUGUAACUCAUCAUGUCGAAAGUGAUCCAGAAGAAGAACCACUGGACUGGCCGCGUUCACGAGUGCACCGUGAAGCGGGGACCCCAGGGCGAGCUGGGAGUGACGGUGCUGGGGGGCGCGGAGCACGGGGAGUUUCUGUACGUGGGGGCGGUGGCGGCAGCCGAGGUGGCGGUGCUUCCCGGCUGCGGCGAGGGCCCGAAGCUAGCCGAAGGUGAGCUGCUGUUGGAGGUGCAGGGGGUCCGGGUGUCCGGCUUGCCCCGCUAUGACGUGCUGGGAGUCAUCGACAGUUGCAAGGAGGCCGUCACCUUCAGAGCCGUCAGACAAGGAGGAAGGCUCAACAAGGACCUGCGACACUUCCUCAACCAGCGCUUCCAGAAGGGGUCUCCGGACCAUGAGCUCCAGCAGACCAUACGGGACAACCUCUACCGCCAUGCCGUGCCUUGCACAACCCGAUCUCCCAGAGAAGGAGAAGUGCCUGGCGUGGAUUACAGCUUUCUGACUGUGAAAGAGUUCUUGGACCUCGAGCAGAGCGGGACCCUGUUGGAAGUCGGCACCUAUGAAGGAAACUAUUAUGGGACACCCAAACCUCCCAGCCAGCCAGUCAGUGGGAAAGUGACCACGACGGAUGCCUUGCACAGCCUUCAGUCCGGCUCCAAGCAGUCGACCCCUAAGCGAACAAAGUCCUACAAUGAUAUGCAAAAUGCUGGCAUAGUCCACACGGAGAAUGAGGAGGAGGAUGAUGUUCCUGAAAUGAACAGUAGCUUUACAGCCGAUUCUGGAGACCAGGACGAGCACACUCUCCAAGAAGCAACGCUCCCGCCCGUGAAUAGUAGCGUCCUCGCCGCUCCCAUCACGGACCCUUCUCAGAAGUUCCCUCAGUACCUACCUCUUUCUGCAGAGGAUAAUUUAGGUCCUCUACCUGAAAACUGGGAGAUGGCCUAUACCGAAAAUGGAGAAGUCUAUUUUAUAGACCAUAACACAAAGACAACAUCAUGGUUAGACCCUCGGUGCCUGAACAAACAGCAGAAGCCUCUGGAAGAAUGUGAGGAUGAUGAAGGGGUACACACCGAGGAGCUGGACAGUGAACUAGAGCUGCCUGCCGGCUGGGAGAAGAUUGAAGACCCUGUCUACGGUGUCUACUAUGUAGACCACAUCAACAGGAAGACACAAUAUGAAAACCCAGUCCUAGAAGCCAAAAGGAAGAAACAGCUUGAGCAGCAGCAGCAGCAGCAGCAGCAGCAGCAGCAGCAGCAACCCCAACCACCACAGCCAGAAGAAUGGACAGAAGAUCAUGCAUCCCUUGUGCCCCCUGUUGCUCCUUCCCAUCCCCAGAGCAAUUCGGAGCCAGCCAGGGAAGCUCCACUUCAGGGCAAACCUUUUUUUACAAGAAACCCUUCUGAGCUGAAAGGCAAGUUUAUUCACACAAAGCUACGGAAAAGCAGUCGUGGCUUUGGCUUCACAGUGGUGGGAGGGGAUGAACCUGAUGAGUUCCUGCAGAUCAAGAGCCUCGUCCUAGAUGGUCCUGCUGCCCUGGAUGGCAAGAUGGAGACGGGGGAUGUAAUUGUCAGCGUGAAUGACACCUGUGUUUUGGGACACACACAUGCUCAAGUUGUAAAAAUCUUCCAGUCCAUUCCUAUUGGUGCCAGUGUGGACCUUGAACUCUGCAGAGGUUAUCCAUUGCCUUUUGACCCGGAUGACCCUAAUACAAGUUUAGUGACCUCGGUGGCCAUUUUGGACAAAGAACCAAUUAUUGUGAAUGGACAAGAGACCUAUGAUUCACCAGCAAGCCACAGUAGUAAAACAGGCAAAGUCAGCAGCAUGAAGGAUGCCAGGCCAAGCAGCCCUGCAGACGUGGCUUCCAACAGUUCCCAUGGUUAUCCCAAUGACACGGUCUCUUUGGCUUCCUCCAUAGCCACGCAGCCAGAGCUGAUAACUGUGCACAUAGUCAAAGGGCCAAUGGGCUUUGGCUUCACGAUUGCAGAUAGUCCUGGUGGGGGUGGCCAAAGAGUGAAACAGAUUGUUGACAGUCCCCGCUGCCGAGGCCUCAAAGAAGGGGAUCUUAUUGUGGAAGUGAAUAAGAAGAACGUGCAGGCUCUGACACACAACCAAGUCGUGGAUAUGCUGAUUGAGUGUCCAAAGGGAAGUGAGGUCACACUGUUGGUGCAGCGAGGAGGGCUACCAGUUCCCAAGAAGAGUCCAAAGUCGCAGCCACUGGAGAGGAAAGACAGCCAGAACAGCUCCCAGCACAGUGUCUCCAGCCACCGGAGCCUGCACACGGCGUCCCCGAGUCACAGCACACAGGUGCUCCCCGAGUACCCACCCGCAGACGCCCCUGCUCCAGAUCAGACCGACAGCUCUGGGCAGAAAAAACCAGAUCCUUUUAAAAUCUGGGCCCAGUCCAGGAGCAUGUAUGAAAACCGACCCAUGUCGCCUUCGCCUGCAUCAGGACUGAGCAAGGGUGAAAGAGACAGAGAGAUCAGUUCCACGAGUUUUGGAGAAUGUCAGAUUCCAGAUUAUCAGGAACAGGACAUCUUCCUUUGGAGAAAAGAGACCGGAUUUGGAUUUAGGAUUCUGGGUGGAAAUGAGCCAGGGGAACCUAUUUAUAUCGGUCACAUCGUACCACUGGGUGCUGCUGACACAGACGGCCGCCUGAGGUCUGGAGAUGAAUUAAUCUGUGUGGAUGGGACACCAGUAAUUGGAAAAUCACACCAGCUUGUGGUCCAGCUUAUGCAACAGGCUGCCAAGCAAGGCCAUGUCAAUCUCACAGUGAGGCGCAAAGUGGUGUUUGCUGUCCCAAAAGCAGAGAAUGAGGUGCCCUCACCAGCUUCAUCGCACCACAGUAGCAACCAGCCGGCCUCUCUGACGGAAGAGAAGCGCACGCCACAGGGCAGCCAGAACUCGCUGAACACGGUGAGCUCCGGCAGCGGCAGCACCAGCGGCAUCGGCAGCGGCGGCGGCGGCGGGGGCAGCGGCGUGGUCAGUGCGGUGCUGCAGCCCUAUGACGUGGAGAUUCGCCGUGGGGAGAACGAGGGCUUUGGGUUCGUCAUCGUGUCCUCCGUGAGCAGGCCUGAAGCGGGCACAACCUUUGCAGGCAAUGCAUGUGUGGCUAUGCCUCACAAAAUAGGUCGGAUUAUUGAGGGGAGCCCUGCUGACCGCUGUGGCAAGCUGAAAGUAGGAGACCGGAUCUUGGCAGUAAAUGGAUGUUCCAUCACCAACAAAUCCCAUUCUGACAUUGUCAACCUAAUCAAAGAAGCGGGCAACACAGUGACCCUCCGGAUCAUCCCCGGGGAUGAGUCCUCAAAUGCCACACUGCUGACCAAUGCUGAGAAGAUCGCCACCAUUACGACUACUCAUGCCCCUUCUCAGCAGGGGACCCAGGAAACCAGGAAUACCACCAAACCAAAGCAGGAUUCUCAGUUUGAGUUCAAAGGACCGCAGGCUGCACAGGAGCAAGAUUUUUACACUGUGGAACUGGAAAGAGGAGCCAAGGGAUUUGGCUUUAGUCUUCGAGGGGGACGAGAGUAUAAUAUGGACCUCUAUGUUCUGCGCUUAGCAGAGGAUGGUCCUGCAGAAAGAUGUGGAAAGAUGAGGAUUGGUGAUGAAAUUCUAGAGAUCAAUGGUGAGACCACCAAAAACAUGAAACAUUCUCGGGCCAUAGAACUGAUAAAGAAUGGUGGCCGCAGAGUUCGUCUGUUUCUGAGGCGGGGAGACGGCUCAGUCCCAGAAUAUGACCCCAGCAGCGACCGGAACGGCCCCUCCACCGGUGCACAAGGUGUUCCGGAAGUGAGGUCCGGGCCGCCAGACCGCAGACCGCAUCCAGCCUUGGAGUCCAGUUACCCACCCGAUCUUCACAAAUCAUCACAACAUGGGGAAAAGCGGGCACACGCGAAGGAUCCAAAAGGCAACAGGGAGCACAGCAGACAACCCAACGAACACCACACCUGGAAUGGAACUUCUAGAAAACCCGACAGUGGGGCAUGCCGGCCCAAAGACCGGCCACCCGAUGCAUGGAGAGACGCACAGCCGGAGCGGACAGCCACCAAUGGCCCCAAGAAGAAGUCUCCGGAGAAGCGCAGGGAAGGCACCCGCAGCGCUGACAACACUUUGGAAAGGAGGGAGAGGCAUGAGAAGAGGAGGGAGGUGUCCCCUGAGAGGAAGCGAGAGCGGUCACCCACCCGGAGAAGAGACAGCUCCCCCAGCCGCCGGCGGAGGUCCCUCGAAAGACUCCUGGAUCAGAGACGGUCCCCGGAGCGCAGAAGAGGGGGCUCGCCUGAGAGGAGAGCCAAGUCCACCGACAGGAGGAGGGCCAGGUCCCCUGAGCGCAGGCGAGAGCGGUCUCUGGACAAAAGGAACCGGGAUGACAAGGUUGGCCACCGAGAAAAGGAGGAGGCUGGUCUGAAGGCUGAGGCCGGGAGAAGCCCCAGAAAUCCCCCGGAGCAGAGAAGGCGGCCUUAUAAAGAAUGUAGCACCGACCUCAGCAUCUGAGACUCUGAGUCACAUUGCAACCUUUACCGUGUCAAAGGUUCUAAGAGGGAGGUCGCAAACAUGAAAUAGUUUAGUUUCUUACCUGAGGCAGCAUCUGACACCUGACAGACCUAUGAAUAGUAAUGGACAUUUUAUGCAUUUGAAAUCUUAUAAGAAAAAAAAUAUAUAUGAAAAGUCUUGUGCCUGAUGUAUAAUAUUAAAGAAAGUAUUUUUAAAUGCAUACUUUUUUUGAAAAUCAUUUGCCAAAAUAAUGGCCCAAAGGGAUGUACAUUUUGUUUCUUCACAAGCUAUAGAAUUGUUGAGAAUUGUUCCCUCUUUGGGGCAAGCU
Molecule: messenger RNA, 5161 nt
Organism: Peromyscus eremicus (cactus mouse)
Lineage: Eukaryota; Metazoa; Chordata; Mammalia; Rodentia; Cricetidae
Gene: Magi1
Product: membrane associated guanylate kinase, WW and PDZ domain containing 1
Exons: 24
Coding region: 361-4833 (1490 amino acids)
Biological process (GO): signal transduction
Cellular component (GO): cytoplasm
Molecular function (GO): protein binding
Source: RefSeq, a predicted model, not a curated record